AAUGUCAGAUUCCGACUAGCUUGACAGUUCUGAGCUGAUCUGUGUGUUCAACAAUGUAGAUCCAGGAAGCCCUCUUGAGAACAUAUUAUUUGUGUCUUAUCUGUGUAUCUUUAUGGACAUUUAUUCAUCACUUGGUUUCGUGUCCUCUGGAGGCCCGCCGACUGGGACAAAUGUGGACGCCAAUGACCGACUGUCCGUGUGGCUGUCAGUAUUACCGGCGGUGGUGAAAUGCUCGUGUUUUUUCUAAAUCUCAUUGUCACGGUCACGUCCAGGCACCAUCAAUAAACUUUCAAAAUGAGGAUCUUCGUGUCUUUGCUAAAAAACAUUAACACCAAAAUCGAGUAUUACUCCAGAUUUUCGCCAUCCCCGCUCUCCAUUAAGCAGUUUUUGGAUUUUGGCAGGGACAAUGCUUGUGAAAAAACAUCCUACAUGUUCCUGCGUAAGGAGCUGCCGGUGCGGCUGGCCAACACCAUGAGAGAGGUCAACCUGCUGCCAGACAACCUGCUCAGCCAGCCCUCCAUCAGACUGGUGCAGAAAUGGUACAUGCAGAGCUUCGUGGAGCUGCUGGAUUAUGAGAACAGAAAGCCAGAGGACCCUCACGCUUUGAAUGAAUUCCUGGAGCUCUUGAUUGAGAUCCGUAACCGUCACAACGACGUGGUUCCCACCAUGGCUCAGGGAGUCAUCGAGUACAAGGAGAAGUUUGGCUUUGACCCCUUCAUCAGCAGCAACAUCCAGUACUUCCUUGACCGCUUCUACACCAACCGCAUCUCUUUCCGCAUGCUCAUCAACCAGCACACUCUCCUGUUUGGUAACGACACCAACCCUGCCCAUCCGAAACACAUAGGCAGUAUUGAUCCCACCUGCAGCGUGGCUGAAGUUGUCAGUGAUGCCUACGACACAGCCAAGAUGCUGUGUGAGAAGUACUACUUGGCUGCUCCCGAGCUGAAGAUUGAAGAGUUCAACAUGAAGGCCCCUAAAAAGCCCAUCCAGGCAGUGUAUGUGCCCUCCCAUCUGUUCCACAUGCUGUUUGAGCUCUUCAAGAACUCAAUGAGAGCCACAGUCGAGCUUCAUGAGAACAGUGAAGAGGCAUUGCCACCAGUAAAGGCAAAAGUCACUCUGGGUAAAGAGGAUCUUUCUAUAAAGAUCAGCGACAGAGGAGGAGGAGUCCCUCUGAGGAAGAUAGACCGCCUGUUUAACUACAUGUACUCCACUGCUCCUACACCAAGCCUGGAGCCAGGAGCUGUCCCACUGGCUGGUUUUGGCUAUGGUUUGCCGAUUUCUAGGCUCUAUGCCCGAUACUUCCAGGGGGACCUGAAACUCUACUCCAUGGAGGGCGUUGGCACCGAUGCUGUCAUCUAUCUGAAGGCCCUGUCCAGCGAGUCCUUUGAGCGUCUGCCCGUCUUCAACAAGUCAGCGUGGCGGCAUUACAAAACCAGCCCCGAAGCGGACGACUGGAGCAACCCCAGCAAAGAGCCGCGUGAUGCCACUCCAUCUGAUGUGAAAAGAAAGGAGUGUAAAUGAAGAAUUCAGUAUGGAAAGUGUCCUCGUCCUGUAGGUUCUCCGCUUUUCAGCCUCACUGAAAGAUUUCAUCACUGCCAAUGCCUUCGUAACCUGCCAGUCUCACUGAUGCUCGGUGACAAACCUGCUGUAAGGAAGUUUAUACGCUAGAGACAACAGUCCUCUUCGUUUUGGUUGACUCAGUUUACCACCUUUAAUCAGUUAUAAUCACAUUUAACAGACUGUUCGCAAAGUUCACACCUUUGUCAAAGUUUCAAUUCCAGUUGUGUGAUUUGGAAGCCCGAGGUUGUUUCAUCUUCUGUAGUUGUCAACCUUUACUGUUAAAGACUGUCUCUGUUCCUCUGGUAUUUUAGAAAAUAUGGUGUAUUUAACUAUUAACUUGCUGUUUGUGCAGCCAGUGUGGAAUGAUUGUUUUCCAUCCUACUGUACCUCCAGCUUGAACAAAUGUAUUCAUAUUUGCAUGAACUCCUCACUGCGGAGGUGGUCACGCAAACAUAUGCAACUAUAUACCAAAAAAAGUGAUAGAACAGUCUUAAUGGUUUGAUUCAGCAUGAGAUCAACUUGUCAAACCUGACAAUAAAGAAAACUGGUGUUGUGUGCAAUCCA
Molecule: messenger RNA, 2124 nt
Organism: Perca flavescens (yellow perch)
Lineage: Eukaryota; Metazoa; Chordata; Actinopteri; Perciformes; Percidae
Gene: pdk3a
Product: pyruvate dehydrogenase kinase, isozyme 3a
Exons: 12
Coding region: 295-1521 (408 amino acids)
Biological process (GO): protein phosphorylation; regulation of glucose metabolic process
Cellular component (GO): mitochondrion
Molecular function (GO): pyruvate dehydrogenase (acetyl-transferring) kinase activity
Source: RefSeq, a predicted model, not a curated record